Molecule: messenger RNA, 5844 nt
Organism: Paramormyrops kingsleyae
Lineage: Eukaryota; Metazoa; Chordata; Actinopteri; Osteoglossiformes; Mormyridae
Gene: fbrsl1
Product: fibrosin-like 1
Source: RefSeq, a predicted model, not a curated record
AGGUUUUCGGAUGCGGGGAAAGAGGGGAGCCGGUCCCGGUCACCCCUGUCUCUUUAAGAGCGCCCAUCGGAGCUUUUUUUCACCUCGCACGAAAACGGAGAGAAAUGCUAUGUGACCCGCCGGCAGCAAGAACGGAGCCCGGGGAUGGAUAUAUAAAAACUUAACCAAACCUGGGAAUUUCCGAUCGUUUAGGCUUUUCCAUCUCGCUGUUUUGUUGUGUUUUUAUAUAUAUAUAUAUAUAUAUAUGUAUUUAUUUUUCAGUUUUUUUUCCCUGGCUUUAGAAAUGGAUGGUUCGGAGAACGGUCGGGGAUUGCGUGUAUAACUAGAUACAUAAAAAUAAAUAAUUAGGUAAUUUCAAUAGCCUGGCGAUUAAGACGUGGAGGACUGGAGGGGGGUCCCGGGUUUGAUAGCGUUUUUUUUCUCAUAAGGAUUUCAUAGUGGAAGUCAGCCGCGAUGGUUAACAGUUGAAACUUAAGAUCACGCCGGGCGUUACAUUGCACUGGUUACAUUAUAACCUUCUGCCGAUGCAGCACACCGGGACCUGUAAACACAGGCGCGUUUGGCGUUUUCUCGCCCCCUUUUUGACAGCGGAUCAUGGGGAGGGCGCUGGGAAAUAAAGGGGGGCACGGUGUCGCUUCUUUCCGCCUCGCCUGCAGCGGUAAUAUUAUGUUGUAGCACCGCAAUAAAGUUGCUUGGCGAGCGGGUGGUUGGCCGAAAUGCCGCCGUUUUGCCAUCUGCACCUGUUUAAAUGAAGGGAGCGUCCCCGAUCUGGCAUAUCGGAGAAAAAAGGACGGGAGGGUUUGGACUGCUACUCCUGGAUUUGUGGAUUACACGAACGGUGUUAUUUUCGGGUGAUGUAUAACCACCAAGGUCAUUGAAUGAAGAAAUACACGUAAUUUGCACGUACGUGUACAUCUCGGGGGUGCACGGCUUGGGUGUCGUGCUUUCCUGGCAUACCCCGAAAAGGCUGUCCUUUCGCGUUUCCACGCCGCUGUACGUUUUUUUUUUUUAGUUCCCCCUAACAUGGAUGGGAAGAUGAAGCAGAGCCGGAGAUCCCGGUCCCAGCGUGAGAGGGUGCGGAGACGGGAAGCCGUCGGCAGGGAUGCAGGCGAUCGGAGCGCCUCGUCCUGCUCGGACGCGGAGCGAAGUCCCGGAAGGGAUUGCGCCUCCCAGACCGGCAAAAAGGCUCUCAACUCGGCCCCCUCGGCCAGAGCUCCUCGCCCCCCUCGGAGAAGGAGACGGGAAUCGGGCUCCCAAGAAGAGGACAUUAUCGAUGGGUUUGCCAUCUCCAGCUACGUGAGCCUGGAUUGCCUGGAGAAGAAGAAGGGAACCCUGAGGUCUCAAGAGAAGAAGUGGGAGAAGCAAAUGGUGAAGAGGCAAAGAGAGGUGGAGAAUGGCGUGGCCGUGGAUGCCCCGGAAAACGGCUUCAACGAGCACAGCUCCAGUGUGGGGCCAGAGCAAGAUGGUGGCAAGGAGCGAGCAAAGAGGAAGACGUACUCGAGGAAGAACAAGCAGAUGAAGGUGUUGGGGGUCUGCCCAGGGAGGAACAGCGGGAGAGAGGCCCUGCAGGAGUGGAACGGGCCCCAGCAGAGCGACUCCAGAGAGCCCCUCAGCGAGAGCUCCGCCCAGUCUCUGUCCGGCCACGGCUAUUCGUGUGACAGCGAGAGUGACAUCGAUGACAAGGCUUCGGAUGUAGGAUCAGAGAAGCUCUUCUCGCCCACUGCGCAGAAAGGUGUGACAGCGAAUGAGAGCCUCGACCCACGGACCUACAGCUCUGCCAAAGUCUCUGGGCUCCAGCGCAGCCAGGAGCAGAGUAGUGACGCCCCCUACGGGCCCACCUUGCCCGGCUCCCCAGCCCCGACCGUCGCCUCGGCAGCUGCGCCCCCUGCAGUCCGGGCCGGCUCCCCAGCGCCGCUGCCCGUCAAAAAGGAGCCAGUGCCCCCAGGCCCCGCCCCUCCCCCACCAAAGGUCCAGCAACAGCCCUUGCCAGAGCUCCGGGCUCUGCCCCCCCAGCGCCACACCCCUCCUUUAGCCAGUCACACGGGGCGCCCCCUAUCGCAGUACAGUCUUCACGCUCUCAGUCGCGCCGGAGGCAGUGUCAGUGGCGUGGGCCUCCCCAGGCAACACCCCCCCACCCCCCACCUCAGUGGGCUCGUGCCCCCGGUGCCCCCCCUGCCCCUAUCCAUCGCGGACCUGUCCACCUCGCAUUAUUCCCUGCGAGCGGCGGCCCAUCGCCAUCCGGCCAUGUUCGCCACCCCCGCCACCCUGCCGCCACCACCCACUUUACCCGCCAACAGCCUCGGGCUUCCCGGACACCCUGCGGGAGCCGCUUACCCAGAGCAUGACCUCCUUCGGCAGGAGCUGAACAACCGCUUCCUGGUUCAAAGUUCAGAGCGGGGCCGGGGGCCCUCCGCCUCCCCGCUGGCCCCCGUGUCGCUCCUGAGGGCAGAGUUUCACCAACACCAGCACAUGCACCAGCACCAACACACCCACCAGCACACCUUCACGCCCUACCCCGCCAGCCUGCCCCCCGCGGCCGUCAUAGCACCGCCCACUGCACCCCCCAUGGUGCGUACCCCAGCCAGAAAUUUCGACAAGUACACCCCCAAACUGGACAACCCCUUCCUGAGGCAUUCCACUUUUUUCCCCUCAUAUCCCCCCACGAUGCCCGGUGUGGCCCCACUGCUUCCUCAUUCUGGGCCCUUCAGCAGUCUGCAGGGGGCCUUCCAGCCCAAGGCCUCUAACCCCAUUGACGUGGCCGCCCGCCCUGGGGCUGUCCCUCACACCCUCCUACAGAAGGACCCUCGGGUGACGGAUCCCUUCCGGACACCUGUCAGAAAGCCCGGGAAGUGGUGCGCCGUCCACGUCCAGAUUGCCUGGCAGAUCUACCAUCAUCAGCAGAAGAUGAAGCAAAUGCAGAUGGACUCCCACAAGAUGGAGCUGAACGGGAAGCUGGACCUGUUCAGCCGCCCCCCAGGUCCUGGGGUGUUCCCUGGCUUCCCGUACCCCCACGACCUGGCUCGGCCACUCUUCUCCUCCACAGGAUCCGCCCAUUCUGCAGCCUCCCCUUACGGCCCCUCCCCCCACCACAGUGGCUUCCUGCCCACCAGCCACCUGCCAGGUAAGUAUCCGUUCAGUCGCUCCAGUGCCUUUGGUGGCCUUGGCAACCUCUCAAGCAGUGCCUUCGGAGGACUGGGCAACCCCUCGCUCGGGUCCAACAGCAUGUUCGGUCACAAGGAAGGCACCGGUAUACCCGGCUUUAGCAGCCCCCACCACGACACCUGGAACCGACUGCACCGCACCCCUCCUUCCUUCCCCACGCCCCCACAAUGGCCCAAGGCAGGCGAUGUGGAGCGAGGCACUGGCUCCGCCCACGACCGGGAGCGUGACCGGGAAAGAGACAGGGAGCGGGACAAGCGGGACUCAUCCGUCGGAAAGGAAGAGAGAGAUAAAGACAGGGAGUCUCUGGAGCGGAACCGCCAUUCCAACCGGUCGUCUCCCGCCACCGCACCAGUCAGCUACCAGAUCAGCAACCUGAUCCGUGGCAGCAGCCAGAGCUCGGGAGAAGUGGUGCGCCAUGCGGUGGCGGAACGUGAGAAGGAGGUGGCAGAGCGCCAGCGGGAGGCCGUCGUGACCCCUGACGUCAAGGUGAAGGAGAGCCGCUCGCCAGGCCGCGAGGUGCAGGAGCGCAGAGCCCCAGAGGACCCGUGCAGGCCUGCGCGACGCUCCCCCUCGCCAUACUUGAAGGCCACAGCCACGGAGCCAGUGGCGAAGGGCCCCGGGGCCCUCUCCAGGGAGAUGGAGCGCAAGGAGACACCGGCCGGGGACACGGGGCCCCUGCGGGUUCGAAAUGACAUGAAGAUCAAAGAGGAGCGCAAGGAGGAGCAGGACGUGCUGGUGGUGGGCUCUGAGCCGGCGACGCAGCCCCCUGCCGUACCCCUGCCUCCGCCUCUGGGCCCCCACCACCACCACCCAGCCCACCCUUCGCUGGUGCAGCAGCAGCCUUUGCCGCCACAGGCCCCCUCCCGCUGUGCGGAGCUCCCAGCGGCAGCUGCACUUCACGGCGUCCCCCUCCCCCACUCGCUGCCCCUACCGGUGAGUGCCAUGCACCAGAUGGGCGGCCUGGGCAUGCUGGAGCGCUCACGAGUAGCCCCCUUCGUGGGUGUCAGCCCCUUGGCAGGGACCCGCGAGCGCCUGCCCCACCCCGCCUUCCCCUGGGACCCCCUGGCUUACCGCAGCCUGGACCUACAGCGCCGCGUUGACCUGCAGCUGCGGGCUGAGCCGGGGCCCCGUUUCGGCCCAUAUGAUGCUGAGCGGGCGUACCGCGAUCGCGAGCCGCUGGACUACGCCCACCAUGAGCUGCUGGAGGUGCGGCGCGAGCAUGAGCGCCUCCGGCAGGCCGAGGAACGGGAACGGCUGCACCUGCGUGAGGAGCUGGAUCGUGCCCGGCUGCACCAGCUGCACCAGUCACCCAUGGAGGGCCACCUGCCCCACAUGCCGCCCUUCGUGUCCCACCUGGGGAGCCUGCACUACCCCCGGCUCAGCCCGUCCACGGGGCACGCCGGCCUCCUGAAUCGGACGCCCCCCACCGCCGCGCUGAGCGCCCCCCCUCCGCUGGUGCCCGCUGGCGCAGGCCGCCCCACCUCCCCGAGAAGGACUACGCCCCUUACAAGUCAAGACCCCCGAGACUACUCCCCCACGCGAAAUCCCAAAGAGGUGGAGGCGCGGUAGCUGCCUCUCCCCCACGGACGCAAACCCUCCCUCUCCCUCUGUUACGGCUUCUGACGACGGCGUUUCCCUACAGGCGGCGUACCCUUGGUGGGCCCUGCCCCGCCCCUAAAGCACAUGACAGUGUUGAUGUCGUAGAUGUUGUCCCUCUUGCUGUUGUUUUUGUCGUUGUUGUUGUUCUACGAAACAGGGGAGCUGGAUGGCCUGGAAGGAGACGGACCACAGAUCGGUGUGUCAGAGUCUUUGGCCACUUAAAUUUUAAUAUUUAUAUAUUAAUCGCCGCUCCGUCCCCCACCUCUCACAUGCAUUGAGAGGUUGAAGUCUGUACAUUUCCAGUCAAUUUCUUCCCAUGUAUAGAAGUUGUUUGUUAAUUUUAUUUUUUGGCGGUAUUCUCUCAUUUCUAAUUUUAUUCCUCAAAAGUUUAUUUAUCCCAUUUUCGCUGUGAGCUUUGUAAGGCCUGCGGUACUUAGGGGAUUUUAAUUGAGAAUUUUGGCAUCUUAUUUUACCAUAUUUGGUACUUGGAAAUACUUAAACGACAAUGUACAAAGUUACAUUUUUGUUUCGCCCUGAUAUGAUAUGCAGACAGAUAUGUAUGAAAUGGCCUCCUGUUUUUGAUUUCUGUAAAGAAAAUAAAUGUAAAUAUCUUGUUGAUAUUCCUUGGGACAAAUAUACAAUGUAAAUUUAUUAGGCUUUUUAAAUGUUUCUAGAAAAAAUAAAACAAAAAAAAAAAACCUGAAAUGGAACCAACUUCCCAUUUGAAACCAUGGUUACGGACAGAAGGCUGGGACGGCAAGCGGCCGACAUAUCCGUGAUCUAUGCAAGGGCACUGGGAGACCCUGAUGGUGGAGCGGCCGGGAUUUCCACGUGCCGUCUUUCCCCCAGAUAGACGGAAUUACAUCGCUUUUUUAUUUAAAAGAGGCAAGACUGGGGAUGAAUGGUGAAUCACACCAGGGGAUGGUCUGAAGAGGAACAGAACCUGAACUGUCUGUCCGCCCUGUGCCACUGUUGGUGUUUUUCUUAGAAUCUUGUACACAGAAAAAGUAGAGUUUUAGGCGGGGGGAAAAAAGAAAAUUCAUGGUUUAAAGAAGUAUUAAAUAAAAGUUCAAAUCUAAUAUC